This is a messenger RNA of Echinococcus granulosus, 1659 nucleotides long. Its product is annotated as Membrane-associated guanylate kinase, WW and PDZ domain-containing protein 2. Gene Ontology annotation, biological process: signal transduction. The record is from RefSeq and is a predicted model, not a curated record. Gene Ontology annotation, cellular component: cytoplasm. Gene Ontology annotation, molecular function: protein binding. The coding region runs from base 1 to 1659 and encodes 552 amino acids. Lineage: Eukaryota; Metazoa; Platyhelminthes; Cestoda; Cyclophyllidea; Taeniidae. The transcript is spliced from 6 exons.
AUGUUCAAAACACAUAUAACUAUUCACCCAUGCGAUGAGUCACAUUGUUGCAUCAUUUUCCGUCGCCGUUUGCAUGGUGACUUGCCACCUUUUUGUGCAUUCACCGAGGUGCUGCCUCGGGAUUGGCUGUGCCAUGCUUCGAGCAGCACUGGCCGGGCUGCUUACUUUGCGGCGCGCGAUUGGCUGGAUGCACUCCGCUACCUCCGCUGCGCAGCCCAACAAUCGGCUGCUUCAUUACUCAUGAUGCCUCUACUUCGUAGGAAGUUAAUGAGAUCCCCUUCUGUCCAGAAGGGUACUAACAGCGGUAAAGAAGUCGAUAUCCUGAGGAGUAUCCAGAUGCGUGGCAUCGGAUUAAGCGGACCCUGUAAGACACCCGAUUUUGUGCCCGCUUCCAUCUACCUCCGAGGGCAAAAAUCAGACCAGGAUAUCGGGUUAGAAGACACAACGAUGACAGACUCUCUGCUUGAUUUUUCAACAGCACCGGCGUCAGCACCGUCGUCUCCAAUCCGCAUACCCAACGGCGGGACACAUCUGGUUGAUUUUGAAGUCAAAUUACGAAGAGGGAGGAAGGGUCUUGGACUCCGAUUAGUUGGAGGAGCAGAGGAAGGCACCCAGGUGCAUGUAGGAGCUAUCACCCCGGGUGGACCAGCAGAACUCAGCGGUCAAAUUUUUCCCGGAGAUCAGCUAGUCGCCAUCAAUGGAGUUUCCGUUCUUGGAGCCACUCAUACUGGCGUUGUCCACCUUCUCAACGUCACCUCUCGCAGUCCUUCGGGAAAUUUUCCCUCCAACACCACAAUCACUCUCUCUUUUCGGGGUUAUCGAUCUAACCCGACCUCAUUUGGCAAUGGCUCCUCCAUGGAACACAUUGACUCAAUUCAGGCUUACUCACCCCUCCGUCAAUACUCUUUUAGGCGGUCUUGUAGUGAAGAUUCCUCUAUCAACUUAUGUGCAAUUACCCCGGGUGGACCAGCCGACAGGAGUAAGCAGUUGCACGUUGGUGACAAAAUCACCGAAAUGAACGGAUAUCCGUUGGCGCUGCAGUCACACGCCGAUGUGGUGGAACAGCUCUGCACAAAGCACCACCGUCUGGAGCUUAUAGUGGAGCGACAACAAGCUAGAAAAGUAUUCCAAAUUCCCGCCGAGGAGGCCGAUAUAUGCCAAAAGUCUGCAUGGUGGGCGACUUACUGUUAUCAUAUUUUACUAGUUCUAGAUGCCAAUGAUAAUACUAUGCUAGCUAGAUGGUCAGAAAGCCGAUCAAACGAGCGUCGAAAGCAACAACAACCAAGCUUUCUUGAACCCGUACCAGAAGCUCUUGAUUCUUCCUGGAAUUCUCGAACUCCUUCCCCACUAAGCUGCAAUUUAAAAGAAUCAGGAUGCUACGCCGUGGAUUUGACAGCGGAUGAGCGAGGAUUUGGUUUUUCUUUGCGCAUGAGUCAGGGCCUUCACCGAGGCACUAUGACCAUACUGCAUAUUGAGAAAGGAGGUCCCGCAUUUCGUGACGGGAAAAUGCAGGUUGGUGAUGAAGUUCUGGAGAUAAACGGGACUCCAACAGAAUCCCUGACAUACACACAGGCGGCUAAAGUAGUCAAAUAUGGUGGAGAACAUAUUCAUCUAAAAUUGCAGCGUGUGAACACACGCAUCUACGACCUGUCUGUUUGA